Venturia canescens is the source of this 1714-nucleotide messenger RNA. RefSeq lists its product as uncharacterized. The record is from RefSeq and is a predicted model, not a curated record. NCBI's taxonomy places the organism in Eukaryota, Metazoa, Arthropoda, Insecta, Hymenoptera, Ichneumonidae. Bases 544 to 969 code for a protein of 141 amino acids. The transcript has 4 exons.
UACGUACUCCGGCAAAAAAUGGAACUUGCACUUUUAAAAAUAGUUUGAUAUUUUUUCAACGAGAAUCUGUACCGAGAUUUCGUUAGGAAUUAAUCGCAAAUUUUGUUAAAUUUAAAGUUUCUUAUACGCAAAAUUUUAUAAACAAUUAUUUAUUCGUAUCAAAAAUCCGAUCUGCAUUCAAACUAUGAAAUACUUGGCGAUUGAACAUCGUUUUUAGAUCGUGAAUUCUUUGAAGAGCCAAUGUGUAUUGAUCAAGGUUGAGAUUAUUGACAACGUAAAAUCGACGCAUUAACAAACAAUUUGAACGUAUUUCGAACAAAUUAUUACAACUCGUACAUUUCCAUUGAAAGGAAUUAUUCUUUCGAGUGUAAAGCACUUUUUUUAUAAUUUUGUGAAUGAACACGUGGAGAAAUAAAAAGGGAAAACCUUUGAUUUAGAAUUUUUAGUAUACCAUAAUUUUGCAGCAAAAGGAAAGUGAAAUGAUUGUGAGAUUUGUUGAACGAGCUCAAUAAUUUUUCAAGAUUUAAAAAAAGGAGGUUAAAAAUGAUGCCAGAAACUUCUGACUCUCGAGGUAGUGGUCAAUCUGGAUCUGCUGGAAAAAAAAUAGUGGAGAAACCUCCUUUUAAAUUAUGUUUUCCAAAGCAUCGAAUGAGUGGUCGUUCCGACAUUCGUGCAUCAAAAAUUGAAGCUGACUUCAUAACACCAAAAUUCUACUCUAAACAAGUGAAGUUUGAAGACAGUUAUAAUGUUGAUGGCACUGUGAAGGCUGUGAUGAAGAAGGAGAAUGAAAAACCACAGGACGUUCAUCGCCGGCCAUUACUUAGUAGCCAAAGCUAUGGUUGGUGGUAUGAUCGAACGUUUGGAAUGAGAGAUAAAAGAUUCAAUCACCAUAAAAAUACUUCAGAGAUGGUACGAUCGUAUGAUGCUAUUCAGUGGCAAGACAAAAAAAUACAAGGGCUCUGUCAUUAAACUUUGUUACAAUUUGUCAAAGCAUGUCUGACUCUCCCCCUCAGUUUCAUCAACACUUACAAUUUCAUGAUAUUCAUUGCUUUAUAAUAAAUUUAGAAAAGGUCAGGUAUUAAAUUUCUUCCUGCUCAGAUAAAACUGAAACAAGGGUUCAGAAGCUAAUUACACACUUGAAAAAAGAAUUUGUUACUUGUUAAUUAUUGUUGUUUCAAUACAACUGAAGUAUAAACGGCAGAAUUUUAAUUGAAAUACUUGUUACUCCUUACGCAAAAUAAUUUCAAGAAAUCAUGUGAACAGCGCAUUAUUUUUGGUUAAAUCAAUCAUAAACCAUGAACCAUUGAAUAAGAACUCACUUAUCGUCACACAGACUUAUUAUAGCAUAUAAUAAUGAGGUCAAUUGUUAUUUACAUUUAUCAGUUUUUUGAUUCCAUCUAAAAAAAAAGAAUCAAGAUUAAAAAGGAUUAUGAAAUUUCAGAAAUUCAGUGAAAUCAUAGCCAAAGUAGACGUAUUCUUGGUCUGUGGUCUUAGUGAACGGACGAGAUAACCAAAAAUAGAUGUGAUAAAAUUAGAGAAAACGACGCCCUUUUUUAGAAAAAGGUACCACAGAAACUUGCUUGUAAGUUUUAAGAGAACGGUCCGUUAUUGAUGCCGUCAUAUCCUUACGAAAGUAAAAUGUAAUUUAUCAAUACAAUGUUUUCGGCUUCCAAUGGAAUAAUUAAUAAAGAAAUUUAGUUCAUUCGCCUCAAGA